AUUUUUUUAAUUUGAGUUAUUCUUGCUUCCGUGGGAUAGGCUGUAUUUGAUAAUAACAUAUUCUUUUUUCUUUGAUGUACUGUUGGAUUCUGUUAAGUGAUAUUUAGGAUUUUGCAAGUGAAAUGAGCCUAUACUUUUCUUACUUGGUUCAUCCCUAAGUUGGAAUUGAUUUUUAUUAUCUUUAUAAAAGGAGCUGGUCAGCUUUCAUGCUUUUUCUUUUUUGUAGAACAGCUGAUAUCAGAUUGGUCAUAGGAUCACAACUUCUGAGGUCCCAGCAAGAAUCCUAACAUGUAGCAGCUCUGCCACCAGGACAGGCCCCCUAAAACUAAUCCCAACAAGCACCUCUGAAGGUUAAGGCUACCUUUCCAGAUAGUCCAACAGCUAACCCAACAGUUUCCAAGGGCAUUUGCAUCACCUGUGAAAACAUCGGAUCCUUAUACACCAGAUGUUCUUGACAGCUCAUCCCAUCAUUCCCUCUCUGCACAAAAGUUGCUAUACCAGUGGACAACCAAGACAGCUACUGAGCUUCUUUUCAUUAUCAAGUAGAUAUUAUAUCACUGCCAGCAAAACAGCACAAAAGUAUAUCUUCACGGUACCACUACCAACUGGGACUAUGCUAAAUAAAUCAGCUUGCCUAGAUGAGGACCCCUUCUCUUCUUAGAUAGCCAGGAUUUGAAGGAGAUAAUCUGACCUGUGCCACUGGUAAGUGACUAAUACUUUUACACACUGAACUGGUCCUGGAAACUGAGAUGUCUUCUUUGUAAGUGAAGAAUAUUCAACAUAAUCUUGAAGAACUGCACAGUGGUGUGGGCCACAAGCAUACUUUAUGUGUGUAAUUGACUGAAAGACAAAGUAACCUUGGUGAAAGGAUUUUUCAUCUCAUUUCUAUUUGCCAGUGUUAGUCAGUGUUCUGCUGGCUUAGAUUAUUACCUUUUUCUGGUUCCUUACUCUGUUUUAUUCCAAUGGGUCCUAGAAAUCCCUCUCCUGACCACUUGUCAGAAUCAGAAAGUGAGGAAGAAGAAAACAUGAGCUACCUAAAUGAGAGUUCUGGGGAAGAGUGGGAUUCCUCUGAAGAAGAGGACUCCACGGUACCCAACUUAUCGCCUCUUGAGAGUCUUGCCUGGCAGGUGAAGUGCCUUUUAAAAUAUUCUACAACUUGGAAACCUUUAAAUCCUAAUUCCUGGUUGUAUCAUGCUAAACUCUUGGAUCCAAGCACGCCAGUCCAUAUACUUCGAGAGAUAGGUCUAAGACUCUCCCAUUGUUCCCAUUGUGUCCCCAAACUGGAACCAAUUCCUGAAUGGCCCCCUCUGGCCUCUUGUGGAGUCCCACCUUUUCAGAAGCCCCUUACAAGUCCCAGCCGGCUCUCUAGAGAUCAUGCCACUCUAAAUGGAGCACUGCAAUUUGCCACCAAACAGCUAAGCCGAACAUUGAGUAGAGCCACUCCCAUACCUGAAUACCUAAAACAGAUCCCUAAUUCAUGUGUUUCUGGGUGUUGCUGUGGCUGGCUAACUAAAACAGUUAAGGAAACAACUCGUACUGAACCCAUCAACACUACUUAUUCUUACACUGACUUCCAAAAGGCAGUUAACAAACUCCUAACUGCAUCACUAUAAAGAUCUACCGUUUGCUCUGAUAUCUCUGAUGUUGCUAAUUGAGAAAGUGGUACAAAGUCAUUACACAGCCCACCAAUGCCUUCUCAAUCAAACUAUUUUGUGCCCUGGUAAGCCAAUGAGGAUACCCUUUGACAAAUCCUAUGGAUAAAAUGAUAAUAUCAAGGCCGGACUUGGUGGUUCACACCUGGAAUCCCAGCACUUUGGGAGGCCGAGGCAGGCGGAUCACCUGAGGUCAAAAGUUCAAGACCAGCCUGGCCAACAUGGCGGAACCCAUCUCUACUAGAAGUAGAAAAAUUAGCCGACUACGGCAGUGCAUUCCUGUAAUCCCAGCUAUUCAGGAGACUGACACAGGAGAAUUGAUUGAACCCAGGAAGCGGAGGUUGCAGUGAAUGGAGAUUGCGCCACUGCAGUCCAGCCUGGGCAACAGCGAGACUCAGUCUCAAAAAAGAAAUGACAAUAUCAGUGGAGAAUUAGUUAAGGAAACCAUGUUACAAAAAAUAGUUGAAUAUUCUUCACUCAGUUCUCACCCUCCCCACCCCAAUUUACUCUGCGUUUCUGAAUGGCUUUAAUGAGAUAUCUAGUUAUUAAUGGAGAAAAGUAGACCACCACCCCUUUUGUUAUCUAUACUUCAGAACAGCCAUCACUGAAAGCAAGAAGUUGAUUAUCCACAAUAAUACCUUUCUGAGCAUACUCUUCUCUGACAUGGAGGUAGUUGAACUAAAUUGAGUACACAAAGGAAAAUGUCAGGAAUAUGACUUUUUCCAGCUUUUAUAUAGAUGUGCCUACAUGUGACACUCGUUAGGGUUCCUUUUAUUUUUAUAGAGGCGGGGCAGGAAGGACUGCAGUUUGAAGACUAUCAUAUACUACUACAAACUUCGGUACUUAAAGUUGCAGCAUGAACAUUCUAUAUCAGAGUCUCCCACCAGACUGUCUCUGGCUGACUCAGCCUAUAAGAUCAUCUCUUGGGAUUAAACAAACACAUGUUCUUUAGGGAAUGUGUUCCCUGAAUCUUGGCACUCAGACUUUUGUCAAGAGUAAAUACAUUUUGAAAGAUGAAUGGAAAAUUAUUAAGAGCAUUUAUGCUUUCAGUGUUAACUGCUAAUGGAUUAAAAUUUUAAUCUGUGUAACAUUUCCUGGAGCAAAAGUUCAAGUACUUUCCACAUCCAUUGCAAACUUUGGGAACCCUUCAAUUUUAAAGAACCUUCUUAUUAGAAAAUCUCAGCCUAAUACAAUCUGAAGUUGAGUUUUAGCAUUGUUUUUCUAAGUAGAUUUAGUUACAGAUUUUCUUCUGGCCAAACAGGAGUAUGUGCCCUUGUAAAUAAGUCUUGUUUAUUUAAAUGAGUCAAAACCUAGAAAUCAAUAUAUGUAAAAUGCAUGAGACUAUUUAAUCUUUUCAUAUACUCUUAGAAGUGAAAUCUGUGCAUGGUCCUGGUUGACUGGGCAUCUAAAGGGAAUCAGAAAAGAGAUUGUAAAAAAUAUAUAUAUCCUCUUCCUUAUUUUAGUUUUCCUUUUUCCUGGUCAGGAGUUCGUGACCAGCCUGGCCAACAUGGUGAAACCCCAUCUCUAUUAAAAAUAUAAAAAUUAACCAGGCGUGUGGCACACACCCUGUAAUUCCAGCUACUCAGGAAGCUGAGGCAGGAGAAUUGCUUGAACCCAGAAGGUGGAGGUUGCAAUGGGCCAAGAUCGCACCACUGCACUCCAGCCUGGGUGACAAAGUGAGAUACUGUCUCAAAAAAAAAAAAAGCAGUUAGGAAUCACAAAUUGUGUAAAUACAUAGCAACUUUAAGAAGAGAGAAGAAUGCUUAUAACCUAAUGAAUGUUUAUGCUGAGCCUUAGCUGUCUGGUCUAAAGGAAAACAGAGGGAAUUGUAGAAUAAAAGUAUUUGCCUAAAACCAUAUCAUAUUGUUAGUGUAAUUGGAUGUAUCAGAAACUGUUCAUAUAUAGAUACUCUGUUAGAAACUGGUUUCUAAAAUGUUACAAGAAACUCUUCCUUUUUUUUGUUUAAGGGGAGGUGGGAUGAGAUAGGGAAGAGGUCUGCAUAUUAAAAUAUGUUGAUGUUUAUGUAUCCAUAAUGUGUUCCAUUUUCUCUCUGUGUGUGUAUAAAAGUGCCUUGCUCAUAAAUGCAUUUUUGCUAUUCACUUCAAAAGGAAGCCUUUCCCCAGCUUGGCAGCUGAAUAAACCAACAGCUUUGUACAUGCUAAA
Molecule: messenger RNA, 3815 nt
Organism: Sapajus apella (tufted capuchin)
Lineage: Eukaryota; Metazoa; Chordata; Mammalia; Primates; Cebidae
Gene: DCAF16
Product: DDB1 and CUL4 associated factor 16
Exons: 2
Coding region: 963-1613 (216 amino acids)
Cellular component (GO): Cul4-RING E3 ubiquitin ligase complex
Source: RefSeq, a predicted model, not a curated record